CGGAAGGCGUGUCGUAUAUCUUCCCGAUUGUCGCAAACUGGCUGUAACCCCAGUAAACUACAUCAAAUCAGCCUUAUUUCUCACCUAUGUUGAUGAUGAUGAAAAAAUAAGCGAAAUUAGUGCCUGCGAAACUUUUGAUCAAAUCGUAAAAUUUUGCGAAUCAUUAGAUGAAACGCUAUACUUUAUCGUAGAUCAGAUGAAUGCUCUGGACGAUUGUAAUAAUACUGGAAUUGACCUAGAGAAAAAGAUUCGAGUUAAAGAAAACCUCGAUAAAAUGUUUGCUGACCAUUUUUAUAUUAAGAGCUCUUCAGCAAACAACCAUGCAGUAUUACACCUUAGGCAAAAGCAGACUAAUGAAAAGAAAAUUGAACUUUAUGGAGGGUUCGAUAAGACUAAGAUGUCUUACAUUGAGGAGAUGGAAGAGUGGUGGAAGAAGCAUAAUUCCGUUUUACCA
Messenger RNA from Acaulospora colombiana, 454 nucleotides. NCBI's taxonomy places the organism in Eukaryota, Fungi, Glomeromycota, Glomeromycetes, Diversisporales, Acaulosporaceae. The record is from the annotation of a GenBank genome assembly.